Messenger RNA from Aphanomyces astaci, 504 nucleotides. RefSeq lists its product as hypothetical. Bases 1 to 504 code for a protein of 167 amino acids. Lineage: Eukaryota; Oomycota; Saprolegniomycetes; Saprolegniales; Verrucalvaceae. The record is from RefSeq and is a predicted model, not a curated record. The transcript has 2 exons.
AUGAAGACACGUAUAGAACAACUCUUGGUCGACAACCCGCUGAGAAAAACGGCGACGCUGCAUCGAUUAAUUGUGAACGAAUCGAGUGAAGGACGGUUUGGCGAUCCAUUGGAUUUUCCGUGUCCAAGCAGCAGUCAGGUCGCAGGCGUCAUGAAACUAAUGAAGGCCAAGCUGUUUGGUCACGUUGACACGGAUGAAGCAGUGUUGAAAGAGCUGAAGACAAGGAUGGUCCCUGGCGUGAUUGGCGAACCAAGUGCAAAGCAAGCCUUUGCAUUCGGGCUAGCGUAUGUUAAUGAUGAACCGGUCGUUGGAGACGGCUCAGACCUUGACCCAUUACGCAUAGACCUCGGUGGAACUUUCCACGUGCUGUGUGUGGCUGUGACGUCACGCCGCACAGCGGACGACGUUUCGUGGUUACUACGGGGUCUCCAGCAAGUCUUUCACGACCGUCUUGCUCACAAUUUUUCGCCGACAUUCAUCAUGGGCGACGCCGACGACGCUUAG